UAAGUUCUCGUUUGAGAACGUUGGUUAUUUAUAUCACCUAUUGCAAUAUGUGAAUCAUUUUCAUAUCAAUAAGACAUUGACAGCUCUAUAGUAGCAAUGGAAAUGGAAGAGGAGCUAAAGGAGACGCUUAUGCAUCAUCCAAACAACACUUCUUUGGAGAGUGUUGAAAAGGAAGAGUCAUUGAGGAAAAGGGCAUGGGAAGAAAGCAAGAAGAUGUGGGUGGUAGCAGGCCCUGCCAUAUUCACAAGGUUUUCAACGUUUGGAAUCAUGGUGGUUAGUCAAUCCUUCAUUGGGCAUAUUGGCUCAACUGAACUAGCUGCCUAUGCCAUUGUUAUGACUGUCCUAGUCAGGUUUGCAAAUGGUGUAUUGAUUGGAAUGGCAAGUGCAUUGGAUACUCUUUGUGGGCAAGCAUAUGGGGCCAAAAAAUAUGACAUGCUAGGAGUGUAUCUUCAAAGAUCAUGGAUAGUGUUGUUCAUGACCUCAAUACUCCUUCUUCCUAUUUACAUCUUUACCACUCCUUUGUUAGAGGCUCUAGGCCAAGAUAAAACCAUUGCUCAAGUUGCUGGAAGCAUUUCUCUGUGGUCAAUAGGUAUAAUAUUUGCUUUCUCUGUCUCAUUCACCAGCCAAAUGUUCCUACAAUCACAGAGCAAGAACAAGAUCAUUGCCUACCUUGCAGCAGUUUCAAUUUCAAUUCAUGUUUUGUUGUCAUGGCUUUUAACUGUUCAGUUCAAGUUUGGGCUCAACGGUGCAAUGACAUCAACACUUUUAGCAUAUUGGAUUCCUAACAUUGGCCAGCUUGUGUUUAUAAUGACUAAGUGCCCUGACACAUGGAAAGGUUUCUCAUUCUUGGCCUUCAAAGAUCUUUUGCCUGUUAUCAAGCUUUCCCUCUCUUCUGGAGCUAUGUUAUGUCUUGAGAUCUGGUACAACACUGUUUUGAUUCUUCUUACAGGCAACAUGAAAAAUGCUGAAGUGUCUAUUGAUGCUCUGGCCAUAUGCCUCAACAUUAGUGGGUGGGAAAUGAUGAUAGCCCUUGGUUUCUUUGCUGCAGCAAGCGUUCGGGUGGCAAAUGAGCUUGGAAGAGGGAGUUCAAAGGCUACAAAAUUUUCCAUUCUGAUAACAGUCCUCACAUCAUUUUCCAUUGGAUUCGUGUUAUUCUUGGUGUUCCUAUUUCUGAGGGGAAAACUUGCUUACAUUUUCACUCCAGACCCUGAGGUUGCUAAAGCUGUUGGCGAUUUAUCACCAUUGCUCUCAUUUUCCUUCUUGUUGAACAGUGUCCAACCUGUGCUUUCUGGAGUUUCUGUGGGUGCUGGGUGGCAAAGCGUUGUAGCAUAUGUAAACAUAGGCUGCUAUUAUCUUAUUGGUAUUCCUGUUGGAGUGCUGCUUGAUAAUCUUUUCCAUUUGGAAGUUAAGGGUAUUUGGAUUGGAAUGUUGUUUGGAACAUUUGUUCAAACCGUAAUGCUUAUUACAAUCACAUUUAAAACUGAUUGGGACAAGCAGGUAGAGAUAGCUCGAAAUCGUGUUAACAAAUGGGCAGUGACGACGGAGAACGAAGAAUCAAACAGUAGAUCAAGCAUAUCUAGCUAGGCAUUUGAUAUUUUAGUUCUCCCCUCCAUCAUUUUAUUUAUUGAAAAUUAAAACAAUAUAUUUUAUUGGAUUAGAUGUUAUUUUUUCUCAUUUUAUUUUCUUUUCAUAGGUAAAAUUAUUGAUCU
Molecule: messenger RNA, 1709 nt
Organism: Glycine soja
Lineage: Eukaryota; Viridiplantae; Streptophyta; Magnoliopsida; Fabales; Fabaceae
Product: protein DETOXIFICATION 21-like
Exons: 8
Coding region: 97-1584 (495 amino acids)
Biological process (GO): xenobiotic detoxification by transmembrane export across the plasma membrane
Cellular component (GO): membrane
Molecular function (GO): antiporter activity; xenobiotic transmembrane transporter activity
Source: RefSeq, a predicted model, not a curated record